Molecule: messenger RNA, 1353 nt
Organism: Vicia villosa (hairy vetch)
Lineage: Eukaryota; Viridiplantae; Streptophyta; Magnoliopsida; Fabales; Fabaceae
Exons: 1
Coding region: 208-1098 (296 amino acids)
Source: RefSeq, a predicted model, not a curated record
AAAUAAAAUGUCAACUAAAUAGCCUAUGGACGUGGUAACCACUUCAUAAAUUUCAUUUCAAAACAAUAUAGUUAACAAGUCACAUACAUAAAGAGAGACACACACCUUUACUUAAUCUUCAAAUUCUCUUAGCUUGUGAAUUAAGAAGAAAGUGAUUCUUUUUCUUCAAUUCUUCAAUUCAACAUUAAUUGCUUCAUUCUAAAACAAAUGGGUUGGCAACAAAAAUCCAAAGAGUUCUUCUUCAACUAUGUUAUUACUAUCUACACCCCCAGAGCAAUCUUCCACCUCCUCACCAUCUCAAUCCUCACUCUUCUCCUCCCUCUUUCUUUUCUUCUCUUAUCUAGUCUCUCUGGUGCUAAAUUCCAUCUUGAAAUUCAUCCACAACAACAGCCUUUACCCUAUCUUUUCUCUUUUGCUAUAUACACCUCCCCAUGUAUUCUCUAUGUUCUUGUUUCCAUUGUAAGUGUAGCUACUUUGAUAAAUGGCCUAAUGGGAAAAAUUACCCUUUUGAAUGAUUCAUCGAACUCUGCAAUUCUGAAAACUCGUCUUUACAUAUCAUGGAAAUGGAUUCUUCUCUGUGUUUUUCAAAUUUGUGUUGGUUUGGGAAUUGAAGCAAGCAUUGCAGCCGGAGUUUUCGACUCUGACAACGAUGUUUUCGAUGAAGUUGUUGUUGAGAGAACCUUCUUAAGCAGAAUGAUAUUUCUGUUGGGGUUACACGAAACGACACAAAUUUGGUCGAGAGUUGUUGUGAGACCGGUGGUGGAUGACACUGUUUUUGGUAAUGGAAAAAGAGAGAGACUAUGGGUUGAGAAAGUGGUUGUUGCGGGUUGUUUAGGAACAUUGUGGUGGUGGAAGUUGAGAGAGGAGAUUGAGAAUUUGGGUGUUAUGGGUGAAACACAAAAAGAACAGGAAUUGAUGGAUGCUGUUGGGGUUGAGGAAUUUGUUGGGUGGUGGUUGUAUUAUUUGACUGUUACAAUUGGAAUGGUGAGAAUUGUGAAAGGUGUUAUGUGGAUUUUCAUGGUUUGUUUGUGUAGAAGAAGGGUAAUAGAGGUUUCUGAGGUGGAAUUGGAACAGAAUCAGAAUGAUGAGAAGGUUUAAAUUUGAACAGUUUUGGAUAAAUUUGAUUGUUUUUGGUUUACUCUACUUUGAUUCUAUAUGGUUAAGGAUGUUGCAAUGUUGUUGUAUAUGUUGGCAGGAUUGUAAUAAACCUGUAGCCAUUAUUGUAUUCAUGAUGAUAAUAAGAAUAAUGUAUUAUUGGAUAUUGUUCAACUUGUGGAUAAUCACUUUUUAAAAAUGGAUUAUUGAUCUUCUUUUUCUUUAUUCAUGGAAGUUCUAAUGUGGGCUUGUUGAUGA